AAACUCGUUUAGUAAAUCCGAGCCGGUGAUAGUAAAAAGUAACACACUACAAGCCAGUCGCGUGCUUCGAAUCGUUGCGAGUGGAUGUUCCGAGCGGAUUUGUAUUUAGCGCCGAUUUUCUAACGUUGACAAAAUGCCGGCCGAUUCGGAGUUAAAUUCGGUUUUGGUAAGGAGGCAGGAAAUUAACGACGCCCUCGACAACGGGGAUGAAGUCAAGUUUAAGUACAAGUUUGUUAACGUCUAUACCGAAUUUCACGAGUUCUCCAGGAAGGAAAUUAAGCAGUACGAGCUGACAUUUAAAAAAUACAACACAAAUAAGGACAACUACCUCAGCCUCUCCGAGCUGAAAAGGAUGAUGGAGGAGCUGGGAGCACCGCAAACGCACAUCGCCCUAAAGGGGAUGAUCGCCGAGGUCGACGAAGACGGCGACGGACGUUUGGCGUUUCGAGAAUUCCUGCUGGUGUAUCGUAAGGCGAAGGCCGGCGAACUCGACGCUAAUUCCGGUCUCGGGCAGUUGGCCAAGCUGACCGAAAUUAACGUCGAUCAGGUCGGCGUCAAUGGAGCGAAGGAAUUUUUCGAGGCUAAGAUUGAGGAAUUAUCGAAGAAAAGUAAGUUCGAGCACGAAAUUCGCCAAGAACAGGAAGAAAGGAAGCGAAUGGAGGAAGAGAAGGCGAUUAGAAGACAGCAGUUCCUGGAGAAAGCUGCCUUUUUUAAAUAAUUGUGAUUGUUAAUAUAUUGUGAUUUUAAUUUUUAUGUAUAAUGUACUUAUAUACUGUUGUAUAUGUAAAAUACUCUUCUUAGUGCUUAAGCUAGCUGAAGCUUAUUAUUUUUAAGGACACUGCCUGUAAUGUGAACAACAGUCAUGAAAUGAAUUAAUAUGUAAUUUAAA
This is a messenger RNA of Photinus pyralis (common eastern firefly), 889 nucleotides long. It is a transcript of the gene Swip-1, whose product is annotated as EF-hand domain-containing protein D2 homolog. The record is from RefSeq and is a predicted model, not a curated record. The transcript is spliced from 3 exons. The coding region runs from base 134 to 718 and encodes 194 amino acids. NCBI's taxonomy places the organism in Eukaryota, Metazoa, Arthropoda, Insecta, Coleoptera, Lampyridae. Gene Ontology annotation, molecular function: calcium ion binding.